Molecule: messenger RNA, 2469 nt
Organism: Dichomitus squalens LYAD-421 SS1
Lineage: Eukaryota; Fungi; Basidiomycota; Agaricomycetes; Polyporales; Polyporaceae
Exons: 8
Coding region: 1-2469 (822 amino acids)
Biological process (GO): regulation of DNA-templated transcription; DNA-templated transcription
Molecular function (GO): DNA binding; zinc ion binding; DNA-binding transcription factor activity, RNA polymerase II-specific
Source: RefSeq, a predicted model, not a curated record
AUGUCCGGCGAUACCGUUCAGCCACAACUGGCAGGAGAAGCUGCCCCGGAGGCACCUUCCACCUCCGCGACAACCAACACUGCCUCCGAGGCCGCCGGAGUCGGCAGCAGAGUCACCAAGAAUGGCAGCGUGUCCAAGAUGCGCUCCCAUAGGGGUAACGUCCCGACGCUCCCACAGACAAAGUUCUGUCCUCUGUGUCCGGCAAGGUUCACGCGGACGACCCAUUUGAAUCGACACCUCAAGACUCACUCUAAUGAACGACUUCACGAAUGCGACCGAUGCCAUGCUCAGUUCACUCGUAGUGACCUACUUACCCGGCACAAACGUACCUGCGCCGAUUCAUCUGCUAACCGGUCGCGACGCAAAUCAUGCCAAAACUGCGCCGACUCGAAGGUCAAGUGUGAUCUGGGACGGCCAUGCACGAAAUGCAAAGCUCGUGGCCGCGAGUGCGUCUAUCUAAACACCCCGGGGAUCGGCUCGAACACCGAGGCCUGCGCCAAUAAUUCCCAGGACGUCGCUUCGUCCCCAGAGGUUAGCACGGUCUCGCCGUCUACUUCAUCGACGCAGCCGGAUUCCUCACCCGAGGUGAACGUCUCUCCUCAAACAUCGAACAGCUCCUCGGAAACGGUCUCAAAUCCAACGACAGCCCCUGACCUUCUAAACCAUCCACCCCCGCUGUCUUCUUUCUCCAUACCAGCUGACCCACUUGACCUCAACACUACACUUCCCGUGUUCAACACGAGUGCGCUUGUCGCAUCCACCGCGGGAGAUCCUGAAAGCCCUGGGGAGAAAAGCUACCUCACUGAACUGUUCUCGAGCGAGAUGUACGACAAUCUUUUCUCGGGUCUCUUCACGUCCAGCUUCCAAAAGAACCCGACCGUCCCCGGUCACCACUUUAACAUGGAUUCCACUUCGAUCCUCACAGACCGUCUGGAGUUCACAACUAUCGACCAAGCGAUCAUCGAACAAUAUUUUGGCACCCACAACGCUAGCUUGGCGAUGUAUCCGAAUCUUUCAGACCCUGCCUUCCCAUCCGACCCUCUGGAGAGCAUCUCGGAGCAGGAGAUCAUCGAGCCCCUUCCGCCGCCGCCGCCGCCGACGGACCAAACGGUUGCAGUCAUCAACCCCGAGAUGCCAACGGUGGCAGAGUACUACCAGUUCGUCAUGGCAUUCCUCACGACAUACGCGUGGCACAUGCCGAUCGUACACGUCCCCACGUUCCUAAUGGAGUCUCGACAUCCUGCCCUGGUCAAAGCGUCAAAAGCCUGUGGCGCGAUGUACUCAGGCACACAAGCGGCGACAAAUUUCAUAGAUCGAGUCCUCGCGACUGUGCGCGACGACAUCAUCGCUGACCUGUCCCAUGCGACAGAUUACGACACCAUCAUCCAGUUAACUUUAGCAUCGGUGAUGGUCCAGACCAUCGGGAUGUUCCACAAGAAUCCUGAGCAACGAGCCAAGUCAAAUGUUUAUCAUGGUAUGAUCGUGAUGAUGCUCCGGAUGAACGGCUUCGUUGAGAAGACACGUGACUGGAAGCUUCCGGAAAUUAACUUCAACGACCCAGUGUCGGUGCAGACGGGGUGGAGAGAGUGGGUCAGACACGAGUCUGCCAAGAGGGCGCUCUGGAUUUGUUACCUCCACGACUGUUGUCACUCCAUCUACUUCAACCUCUCUCCAACCUUCCACACCGAGCAAUUCACUCUGGGCUUGCCGGCAGAGGAUGGCCUCUGGACUGCAAAGGACGCUACCGAAUGGGCCGCGCUCCUCAACACACCCUCCCCCUACGGAAACAUGGAGGUCCGGCUCCGCGGGACCUACCUCAAAGCCCUCUAUUUCUAUCUGGCGCAGAACAACCCGAGCAACGAGCCGCGCCCCUUCCACCUCACGCCCUUCGGGCACUUCCUCAUGAUCCAUGCCAUGAUGCGCAAGCUGUUCGAGAUGUACCUUCGCGACCGCCUCCAGUUCCACCAACCGGGCGACGCAGGCGGGCGCCCGAAGCUGAAUCCGCACUUCGUCGACAAGGACCGCGUCUUCCACGUCCAGAUCCUCCUGCACUACUGGCUCCAGAGCUGGUUGCAGUCUCCCGAGACGCCGCGGGACGUGCCCGAGUCACAGCAGCGCUUUUGCUUCAAUGCCCUUCCGUUCUACUGGCUCGCGCAGGCGGGGCUCGUCGCGUAUCAGGAGGGGCUCCCACCAUUCGACCCCGAGGGGACGUACAUCUCGUCGCACGAGUUGAAGUUCUCCCUGGUGAAGAAGUGGGAGAAGCAUAUCAGGAAAUUCUUGGAGACCAACGAGCAGACGCCGACGAUGUUCUGGGACGAGGUAAUGAAAGGCCGCAUCGAUAGCUGGCAACAGGAGUCCGGUUUCGAGUACUCGCACCUACUUGGCUUCUUCCACCCUCGCGACCCGGCGACCACAGCAGCUGCUUCUAGCUCAGCUGCGGCAUCGGACUCGGCGACCACUGCGGUAUGA